Rhea pennata is the source of this 1056-nucleotide messenger RNA. It is a transcript of the gene FFAR4, whose product is annotated as free fatty acid receptor 4. Gene Ontology annotation, cellular component: plasma membrane. NCBI's taxonomy places the organism in Eukaryota, Metazoa, Chordata, Aves, Rheiformes, Rheidae. Gene Ontology annotation, biological process: G protein-coupled receptor signaling pathway; cellular response to hormone stimulus; hormone secretion. The transcript has 3 exons. Gene Ontology annotation, molecular function: fatty acid binding; peptide binding; G protein-coupled receptor activity. The record is from RefSeq and is a predicted model, not a curated record. Bases 1 to 1056 code for a protein of 351 amino acids.
AUGCCCGGCGCCGGGGGCAACAGGACCUACUUCCCCUUCUUCUCGGACGUGGGGAGUCAGCACAGCGUGGGCCUGCGCGCCGCCGAGUCCAUCGCGCUGGCCUCCAUCUUCCUGCUCGCGCUGGCGGGCAACGUGUGGGGCAUCUGCCUGCUGGCGCGGCGGCGGCACCGGCUCUGCGCCGCCAACUGCCUGGUGCUCAACCUCUUCUGCGCCGACCUGCUCUUCAUCAGCACCAUCCCCAUCAUCACCGUGGUGCGCUGGACCGGCUCCUGGGUGCUGGGCGACGCCGUCUGCCACCUGCUCUUCUACGCGGUGAGCCUGAGCGGCACCGUCGUCAUCCUCUCGCUGGGCGCCGUCAGCCUGGAGCGCAUGGCCAGCAUCGUGCGGCUGCGGCAGGGCGCCGCGUGCUCCCGCCGGGCGCUGGCCACCGCCGUCCUCCUCGUCUGGGGCUUCUCCGCCCUCGCCACCCUCCCGCUCUGCCUCUUCUUCACCGUGGUGCCGCUGCCCGCCGCUGGCAAGGACUUUCAGAUUUGCACCUUGCUUUGGCCCAGCUUUGAAGGAGAAAUAGUUUGGGAUGUGACCUUCGCCAUCAUUGUCUUUUUAAUACCAGGAUUAAUCAUUGUCAUCAGUUACUCCAAAAUUUUACAGAUUACAAAAGCUUCAAGAAGGAGUUUAAAUGCUGGCUUAGCCUACUCAGAAAAUCAUCAGAUUCGUGUUUCCCAGCGAGAUUACAAACUAUUUCGAGCCCUCUUUGUAUUGAUGAUCUCUUUCUUCAUCAUGUGGAGCCCAAUUAUGAUCACUAUUUUUUUAAUUUUAGUCCAGAACUACAAUCAAAAUGUGUAUAUUUUGCCAUCAGCUUUUUUCUGGAUAAUGUUAUUCACUUUUGCCAACUCUGCUGUCAAUCCAAUUUUGUAUAAUAUUGCCCAUUUCAGACACAAAUGUCGGGAAAUUCUUCUGUGCUGUACAGGGAGCCCUGUAAGGAAUGGAGCUGACACAGAAACCACUGUGAGAAGAAAUAACCAUGAACAACCUAAUUUGUCUUUCAUUUCUAGAUAA